AUGCCCAAGCAAGACGUUUUUCAGCUUCACCCUUUGGGUUGGGAAAAUGAUCCGGAGGAGGAGCGUUUCAAAGUAUCAACCCUUGACUACUUGACUGCUUGUACCUACAACAACUAUGCCAUCUUCUUUCGGGUGGAUGAUGCAGACAAGGCUCGAGUCGCCGAUGUGCUGAAGGCUGGUCUUGAACGUACCCUGAGCCAAGUCCGACAUAUCUGCGGUACCAUUGAGAAAGACCCUUCUGGUGGCCACUCAUUUGUCAAGAAGAAGGAUAGCACUGUACAAUUUGUGGUCCAAUGGCUGGAUUCACCAGAAGACAGCGAUGACUACCCAUCCUUUGACGAUAUUGCCAAAAACUAUUUCUGUACUUCGGCACUAGGUGAUCUUAGUCGCUGGAGUAUCCCUCCGAUGACAUACGGCGAAAAACCAGAGGCUCACAUUGAUAGUAGCCCGGUGGUUGCAGCCUAUAAGGCUAAUUUCAUUCGGGGUGGAUUAGUCUUCAUUAUGCAUCAUCAUCACUAUUCUAAUGAUGUUAUGGGCUGGGCCGGGCUUGCCCACCAGCUAGCUGAAAACUGCUAUGCAACUGUCAACCAGACACCCUUCCCCUCAUGGGACCCUGCGUGCCUAGAUCUAUCACGUGUCACAAAGCCCAUUGUGCCUGAAGAAUCUUUGGUAGAUGGCCCCCCUACGCCUGAGCGAAAUCCUGAUCAUCUCGAGUCCGAAAUGCUGCUCUUCCACUUGCCUAAGAGCAAGGCAGCGGAGCUAAAGAAACUCGCGUCGCCCACGUCGACGGACGGAUCUUGGAUCUCGACGUAUGACGCGUUCUCCGCCUUCAUAUGGCGCACUGUUACCCGGCUUCGAGCACCUGUCUUCAAGCCAGACCUAUCGGCCCCCUUAUUGUGGAUAGAAGCUGUUGAUAUGCGGCGGCGAAUGCACAGUCCCAAAGUGCCGGCACGGAUUCAGCACAACGUUAUGACUGGAGCUCUCUCAUCUACUGCCCCAGUCACUGCGCCUACAGCAGCGGAGGUCAUUUCCGAGUGGCCACUACCGAAGAUAGCUUCUUAUGUCCGCCAGAUGACCAACAGCAUUACACAGGAUGCUAUAGAUCAACUGUUAAAUGUUGUAGCCACAGUGCGUGAUAAGGGCGCGCUGAAUCUCCGCAUUGACUCGCAUCCGCCAAUGUCGCUUCUCCAAACAGAUCAUCGGGAUGCCAAUAUCACAGGCGCCGACUUUGGCUUUGCAAAGCCUUUCACGUACCGCCAUCUCAUCGACCGCUUGACUCCAGGCGUCCUCAUUAUCUACCCAUCGCGUGAUCCCUCUCCUGAAUCAGACGAGGGACCCGAAUUCUCGAUCUCUUAUGAGAAGAGCCUGAAGCAAGCCCUGAUUGACGACCCAGAGUGGAACAAGUACUUCGAAUACCGCGGCGUUGAUGCCAUCGAUGCCUCCACCCAAGAUCAUUAG
Penicillium griseofulvum is the source of this 1458-nucleotide messenger RNA. Its product is annotated as Transferase. The record is from RefSeq and is a predicted model, not a curated record. The transcript has a single exon. Bases 1 to 1458 code for a protein of 485 amino acids. NCBI's taxonomy places the organism in Eukaryota, Fungi, Ascomycota, Eurotiomycetes, Eurotiales, Aspergillaceae.